AUGAUUUUGGGCGAACCGCCGGCCUACGUGGCAUUCUAUCGUCUACUACUGUGUGAAUUCAAUACGGAACUAACGGAAAAGCUGGUCGAGAACGGUUUCAGUCUUAUGGGUACAACGGAUUUCCGGUUCAUGGAAGUUGUUUAUCGGAUUAUGCGUGACUUGUUCAACAUGCGACCAGCUAUCACUCUGAACCAGUUUUUCACGGGUGGGUUUGUCGAGCGUAAAUUGGAGAUGGCGUCUUCUGUGGCCACUCGCGUGGCCACUCNUUCUUAA
Messenger RNA from Echinostoma caproni, 273 nucleotides. Lineage: Eukaryota; Metazoa; Platyhelminthes; Trematoda; Plagiorchiida; Echinostomatidae. The record is from the annotation of a GenBank genome assembly.